AUGGGACUGGUAGUUGAUGUGGCCAUUGAAAACGCGAAUGCAGUUUAUGGAACCCAACUGGAGGUGACAACGGAUACAAUACCAUUUGGAAAUUCUUUUAUGGGCUAUAAUACUCUAUGCGGAAUGAUGGAGAAUGGCAUUGGCGCGGUGAUGGGCCCAUCUUCCAGACACACCGCUUUCCACCUAAUGUCCAUAUGCGAUGCCAAAGAUAUUCCAUAUUUUUAUUCCUUUAUGGGUGAUGCUGCUGAAGCUUUUAAUUUAUAUCCAAGUUCGGAGGAUAUUGGAAAAGCCAUACACUCGUUGCUGACCGCUUUUGAAUGGAAUAAUUUCAUAUUUCUCUAUGAAUCUUCGGAAUAUUUGAAUAUUUUAAAUGCUCUUAUGGCUGAAUAUGUACCCAGCGAGGCACCGAUAAUAACCGUACUACGCUACGAUAUUGGUUACGAUGGUAAUUAUAAGGAUGUUUUGAGGAGGGUGCGCAAGUCACCGGAUAAACAAAUUGUGGUGGUUGGUUCAACGGAAACCAUGCCGGAAUUUUUGAAACAGGCCCAACAAGUUGGCAUAAUUAAUGAAGACUUCAAAUAUAUCAUUGGCAAUUUGGACUUCCAUUCCUUCGAUUUGGAAGAAUUCAAAUAUAGCGAAUCGAAUAUCACCAGUCUGCGCAUGUUUUCACCUGACAAUCCAAUUGUUCAACAAAUUAUGACCAAAAUGGAAUAUCCUUCAAUAAGUGAGGGAUUUCAGAAUGGUUCCUGUCCCAUAACCAUGGAAAUGGCUCUGACCUAUGAUGCCAUACAAUUGUUUGCUGAAACCACCAAGCAUAUUCCUUUGAAUCCUGAACCGAUUAAAUGUUCCGAACAUAGUGAUAGUGUGGCUACAGAUGGUUCAACAUUCAAAAAUUUCAUGAGAUCUAUGAAAAUGGAAGCCAAUACCAUAACGGGUGAAAUAUAUUUUGAUGGUAAUGUUCGCAAAGGUUUUACAUUUGAUAUUGUCGAAUUGCAGCCAUCAGGUGUGGUUAAAGUUGGAACCUGGAACGAAGAUGAUGGCUACAGUAGCCAACGAUUGGCACCGACCACAGCUCUCUAUGAUUCCAAUGAUAAUUCUUUGGCAAAUAAAACUUUCUUGAUUUUGUUAUCCGUGCCGAAUAAACCCUAUGCCAGCAUUGUUGAAUCUCACAAGAAACUGGUGGGCAAUAAUCAAUACGAAGGAUAUGCUGUGGAUUUGAUCAAAUUCUUGGCAGCUAAAUUGGGUUUCAAUUACACCUUCAUACCCAGUGGAAAUGAUUAUGGCACGUACAUCAAGGAGACAAAUACUUCCACAGGCAUGCUUAAAGAAAUUAUGGAGGGGCGUGCCGAUUUGGCCAUAUCCGAUUUAACCAUUACCUCCGAGAGACAGGAGGCCAUUGAUUUUACCACACCAUUUAUGAAUUUGGGAAUUUCAAUUCUCUUCACCAAACCCCAGAAGGAUACUUCCUCCAUUUUCUCCUUUAUGGAUCCUUUCAAUAACGAUGUAUGGCAAGCUUUGGGUUUAUCAUUUAUUGGAGUCUCGUUGUCGUUCUUUAUAUUGGGCCGCUUGGCGCCAUCGGAAUGGGAUAACCCCUGCCCGUGCAUUGAAGAACCCACCGAAUUGGAGAAUCAAUUUACUUUGAGUAAUUCGAUAUGGUUUACAACGGGUGCUUUAUUGCAGCAGGGUUCAGAUAUUGCCCCAAAAGCUCUUUCGGUCAGAACUGUGGCCUCCAUAUGGUGGUUCUUUACUUUGAUUAUGGUCUCUUCCUAUACCGCCAAUUUGGCUGCUUUCUUGACAGUGGAAACACCAAAGGUUUUAAUUGAAAAUGUCAAGGACUUGGCUGCCAACAAGGAAGGUGUGGUAUAUGGCGCCAAGCGUACUGGUUCCACAAGGAAUUUCUUUUCGACCUCCACCGAUCCAACAUAUAAAAUUAUGAAUGAGUUUUUAACGAAAAAUCCCCACCUCCUGACGGAAUCAAAUCAAGAAGGUGUGGAAAAUGUAAAAAAGAAUAAUCGUUAUGCAUUUCUUAUGGAAUCCACUUCAAUUGAAUAUCACACGGUAAGGGAAUGUAAUCUGGCGAAAGUGGGACAAACAUUGGAUGAAAAGGGUUAUGGCAUUGCAAUGAGAAAAAAUUGGGCCUAUAGAGAUAAUUUUAAUCACGCCCUACUGGAACUACAGGAACAAGGCGAAUUGGAAAAACUAAAACGGAAAUGGUGGAGAGAAAUGGGAGCAAAUUUAUGUUCGACCAAACAAGAACAGGCUGAUGCUGCCCCCUUGAAUAUGGAGAAUUUAGGCGGUAUUUACAUUGUUCUCAUUGUGGGUAGUGGUAUGGCAAUGAUACAUGGCAUUAUCAGUUGGAUAUUGUUUGUUAUACGCAAAGCACGAAGUCAUAAGGUACCAUUGAAAGCCGCCUUCAAAGAGGAAUUUAAAUUUGUUUUGGAAUUCACAACAUAUACACGUGACUUGAAAUCAUCCAAUUCGAUUUAUUCGCCCAGUCGUAAUUCAUCUUGUACCAUUGAAUCCCUGGAAGCUGAAAAUUCCAUUGAAAUGAAUUGA
Molecule: messenger RNA, 2556 nt
Organism: Musca vetustissima
Lineage: Eukaryota; Metazoa; Arthropoda; Insecta; Diptera; Muscidae
Product: glutamate receptor ionotropic, kainate 2-like
Exons: 13
Coding region: 1-2556 (851 amino acids)
Biological process (GO): monoatomic ion transport; synaptic transmission, glutamatergic; modulation of chemical synaptic transmission
Cellular component (GO): postsynaptic membrane; plasma membrane
Molecular function (GO): transmitter-gated monoatomic ion channel activity involved in regulation of postsynaptic membrane potential; glutamate-gated receptor activity
Source: RefSeq, a predicted model, not a curated record